This is a messenger RNA of Lotus japonicus, 1632 nucleotides long. RefSeq names its product eukaryotic initiation factor 4A-3. Gene Ontology annotation, molecular function: mRNA binding; ATP binding; RNA helicase activity. Lineage: Eukaryota; Viridiplantae; Streptophyta; Magnoliopsida; Fabales; Fabaceae. The record is from RefSeq and is a predicted model, not a curated record. Gene Ontology annotation, cellular component: catalytic step 2 spliceosome; nucleolus. The transcript has 8 exons. The coding region runs from base 125 to 1345 and encodes 406 amino acids.
AAACACAGAAAUAGUGAACUCUUUUUCUAGGGCACAGAAACGCGAAAACCUCUCACAGAUUGAAACUCAGGCUAUCUCUCUCUCUCUCUCUGUAGCAACUCAACUCGUCGGCGUUUCGGCUACGAUGGCGACGGCGUCUGUGGUACCGGCGAACCGGCGACGAGGUCCCACCGUCACGGAUGACAUGGACUUCGAGACCACGGAGGGUGUUAAGGCGAUUGGAAGCUUCGAAGAGAUGGGGAUUAAGGACGACCUGCUCCGCGGAAUCUACCAGUACGGUUUCGAGAAACCCUCGGCGAUUCAACAGCGUGCCGUCACGCCCAUCAUCCAGGGUCGCGAUGUCAUCGCUCAGGCUCAAUCUGGCACCGGGAAAACCUCCAUGAUCGCUCUCACCGUGUGUCAAGUUGUUGAUACCUCCGUCAGAGAGGUGCAGGUGUUAAUCUUGUCGCCUACGAGGGAACUGGCGUCACAGACUGAGAAGGUUAUAUUGGCUGUUGGGGAUUUUAUUAACAUACAAGCGCAUGCUUGCGUUGGAGGUAAAAGUGUUGGGGAAGAUAUAAGGAAACUUGAGCAUGGAGUUCACGUGGUGUCUGGAACUCCUGGCAGAGUUUGUGACAUGAUCAAGAGGAGAACCUUGCGCACAAGGACUAUCAAGAUGCUAGUUCUUGAUGAAUCUGAUGAGAUGUUGAGCAGAGGGUUUAAAGAUCAAAUUUAUGAUGUGUAUAGAUAUCUGCCCCCUGACCUUCAGGUUUGCUUGAUUUCUGCUACACUUCCCCAUGAAAUAUUGGAGAUAACAAAUAAGUUCAUGACAGAUCCUGUGAGGAUCCUUGUAAAACGUGAUGAAUUGACAUUGGAGGGAAUCAAGCAAUUUUUCGUUGCAGUUGAGAGGGAAGAGUGGAAAUUUGAUACUCUAUGUGAUCUUUAUGAUACUCUCACUAUCACCCAAGCUGUCAUAUUCUGCAACACUAAGAGAAAGGUGGACUGGUUAACUGAAAAGAUGCGUAAUAAUAAUUUCACUGUCUCAUCAAUGCACGGCGACAUGCCUCAGAGAGAAAGAGAUGCAAUUAUGGCAGAAUUUCGUGCUGGAUCAACCCGUGUACUAAUUACAACAGAUGUUUGGGCUCGUGGUCUUGAUGUGCAGCAGGUUUCUUUAGUUAUUAAUUAUGACCUUCCCAAUAACCGUGAGCUGUACAUUCAUCGGAUUGGUCGCUCUGGACGUUUUGGACGAAAGGGUGUUGCAAUAAAUUUUGUCAAGAGCGAUGAUAUCAAGAUCUUGAGAGAUAUUGAACAAUAUUACAGUACUCAGAUUGAUGAAAUGCCCAUGAAUGUUGCUGAUCUUAUAUAGAAUCCAUUUCAUAUGCUGGGUGGAGUGAAUUUGUCAUAACUUAUGGGGAUUUGUGCUUGGAUGUGGUUUUUUCUCUGGUUUUCUUGUAACCUUGACAUUUGGUUAAUUAGAAUUUUGAUUACAGUGCUCGACUGUACCAGAGGUGAUGUGAUGUCUUCCUUUGCUGAUACGAUUGAGAUCAAUGUGUAAAUUGUGUUGAGUUUCUUCCUCUAAUGUCUUACUUUUGUUGUUGAAUCUGUAAAACUUAAUGCUUCAAAUGAUAUGUCAUGUUUUAAUGUUUGAUGAUA